Messenger RNA from Papaver somniferum (opium poppy), 849 nucleotides. RefSeq lists its product as uncharacterized. The transcript is spliced from 2 exons. NCBI's taxonomy places the organism in Eukaryota, Viridiplantae, Streptophyta, Magnoliopsida, Ranunculales, Papaveraceae. The record is from RefSeq and is a predicted model, not a curated record. Bases 1 to 849 code for a protein of 282 amino acids.
AUGCCGCAUCUAAACACCGUCAUAGAAAAAAUCUGGGAAGCGGUAACUUUAAUGGAAGACAUACCAGAGCCGCCAAAUAUGGGAAAUGAACCACCACCAGGGAGGAGAAGUAGAGAAUUCUGUGCUUAUCAUCGUUUCCACGGUCACACCACUAGCGACUGCAGAAAUAUAAAGAAAAUUAUACUCAGAAUGAUUGAUCAGGGGAAACUAAACCACUUUCUAGUGCAACCGCAACAUAAUCUACCACCACCACUAGAAGGGCAUGCACCAGGUAUGGAGACAGGAAAGAAUACGUAUAUGAUGGAAGUAGGAGCGAAGGCGAAGAAUUUAUAUUGCAAUUCGAUAAUACAUUCUUUCAGAAGCAUAGAAGAUUUCCACGAUAAUGUCCUAAGAAGAGUUUAUGCAAGAUAUAGUGAUGGAAGAGAGAUAAUCAACCUGGCAAAGGUAUCACCACUGAAAGAUUGGAAAAAACAACCUAUUUCUUUUACCGCAGAAGAAGUACCAGGAGGUGGAGAACCGCACGAGAGCCCAUUAGUGGUCAAGUUGGAAAUCAACCCAAAAGCAAAAGCCGAUGAAGAUGUAGAGGAUGAUGCAAACACAUGGGCUAUAAAUAGAAUACUGAUAGAUCCUGGUAGUUCAGUCGAUAUACUUAUACCAUCAACUUACAAAAUUUAUGGUUUCAAAGGAAGACCAUGGUUACACAACAUUCAGGAUGUGGCUUCAACCUUCCAUCAAUGCAUCAAGUUUCCUUUGCCUCAAGGUGUAGGAGUAAUAAGAGGGGAUCUGAUCGAGGAAAAGAGUUGCCAUGAGAUUGAUGUCGAUAAAAGUGAAGAGCGUGCAAACAAGUGA